AUGUCUCGUGUUUCCGCCGUGCUACCUUGAGACAGGCCAGCCGAUUGAGAGUUUUUGCUACUUCAAUAUUAGCUAAUAACUUCCUUUCGACUCCGGAUCUCCUGCCCACACAAACUCUGCCCACGUCUCCUUUCGGGAAGCCUGGAAACAGUGUAACUGGAAAUAGAUAAAGAAGAGGGAUGAGAGUAGCGUAGAGUAGAGCAGAGAUGGCUGUCCUCCCAACAUUUCGUCAUCUCCUCAACCACCUCCUUCGCUCCACUUCAAUAACAACGACAACAAAAGUAGCAGCGAAGAACUCCCACCUUCCCCACAUUUCAAAUCGGACUGCGAGAAUCUCCCUAUGCUGCUCUCCCUCUCAAAUUCCCCAACCUCAACUUACACCUAAGUUGAACUCCCAUGAAACCCUAAGACCUUCUCUCGCCGCAAAAGAGAAAGCCUUUGUUCUAACAAAAGAUGAAAGGUUGGGUUCGUCUCCUAUUAGCGCUGAGCAUAUCGAGAGUUCGAGCACGAUUGCUGCCAUCGUCACUCCCUUGGGUGGUCGGCCGGGUGCGGUCGGGAUUGUUCGGUUAUCAGGCCCUAUGGCUGUGACAAUUGCUGCUCGUGUCUUUCGGCCCGCGAGGAAUAGGAAGAAGAAAAACUCCAAUUCUGAGUGGAAGCCCACAAGCCACUUUGUGGAGUAUGGUGUGGUUUCCGACCUCCACGGAAAUGUCGUUGACGAGGUUUUAGCAGUACCGAUGUUGGCACCUAGAUCCUAUACUCGGGAGGAUGUGGUGGAACUCCAGUGCCAUGGAAGUGAUGUAUGCCUGCAGCGCGUUUUGAGAGCCAGUUUAGAGGCAGGAGCAAGACUUGCAGAGCCAGGGGAGUUCACUCUCCGUGCCUUUCUCAAUGGACGUUUAGAUCUCUCCCAAGCUGAAAAUGUUGGAAAGCUAAUUUCAGCCAAGUCUGUGGCAUCCGCAGAUGCAGCAUUGGAAGGAAUUCAGGGAGGUUUCUCUUCUUUAGUCAAAUCACUAAGAGCCCAGUGUAUUGAGUUGCUUACUGAGAUUGAAGCUCGCUUGGAUUUUGAUGAUGAAAUGCCGCCUCUGGACUCCGACAUGUUAAUAAAUAAGAUUCAUGCCAUACAGAAAGCAGUAGAGCAGGCAUUAGAGACUGCCAAUUAUGACAAGUUGUUGCAAUCUGGAUUGCAGAUAGCAAUUGUUGGUCGGCCAAAUGUUGGGAAGUCAAGCCUCCUUAAUGCUUGGAGCAAAAGUGAGAGAGCAAUAGUUACUGCAAUUGCUGGAACCACGAGGGAUGUGGUUGAAGCCAGUGUUACUGUUCAAGGUAUCCCUGUCACUCUUCUUGAUACAGCAGGGAUCAGGGAAACUAAUGAUAUUGUGGAGAGGAUUGGUGUGGAGAGAUCUGAAGCUGUUGCCAUGGGUGCUGAUGUGAUUAUCAUGACUAUUAGUGCCCUUGAUGGGUGGACUUCUGAUGAUACCAAACUUCUCAAUAGAAUUCAAAUUAAUAAGGAGGCAAAAGGUUCUUCUGCACCAAUGGUUCUUGUAAUCAACAAGAUAGAUUGUGCUUCAUCGGUUUCCAUUGAAGUGCCGAAGGCAGGUGGAAAUCCUUUCAACAAGCAUAUUUUUACAUGUGCAGUCACCGGCCAAGGAAUAUUGGAUCUCGAAUCUGCGAUACUGGAGAUUGCAGGCCUUGACCAGAUCUCAGAGGGUGGACGCCGAUGGACUGUAAACCAGAGACAAUGUGAGCAGCUCGUCAGGACCAAGGAAGCACUGCUGAGGCUGAGGUCAUCCAUAGAAGAGGAGUUGCCUUUGGACUUUUGGACAAUUGACUUGAGAGAAGCUGUAUUGGCCCUUGGACAGAUUAGUGGUGAAGAUAUAUCCGAAGAAGUUUUGUCCAACAUAUUUAGCAAGUUUUGUAUAGGUAAAUAAAUCACGGAUGACUCAGAUAUAACAUUUGUAUAUUCAACUCAACUGAACAGAGCCUUGUUCUGCUAUUUGUUUAUUUACUUAUUGGCUACUUGGACGCUGGUUAUUCUUCCCCCAUGUUGUCAUCUUUGCUGUAUAUUAAGAAAUUUUGUUUUCCUUGUGAAA
Messenger RNA from Nelumbo nucifera (sacred lotus), 2084 nucleotides. Its product is annotated as tRNA modification GTPase. Gene Ontology annotation, cellular component: cytoplasm; cytosol. The record is from RefSeq and is a predicted model, not a curated record. Lineage: Eukaryota; Viridiplantae; Streptophyta; Magnoliopsida; Proteales; Nelumbonaceae. Gene Ontology annotation, biological process: tRNA methylation; tRNA wobble uridine modification. Gene Ontology annotation, molecular function: protein binding; GTP binding; GTPase activity.